GUGGUAAAAAUCCUUGGAGUAGCCGUCCACGAACAUCCGCUUAUGCUUGUCAUGGAGGUUUGCCCAAAUGGCUCAUUGGUAUCGUAUCUUAGAAAACGAAGAGGAAAUGUACCAUUGUCGGAGAAAUUACGUUUUGCUAUAGAAGCAUCUGAUGGCCUUGCUUAUUUGGAAAAGAAAUUAUGCAUUCACAGGGAUAUAGCAGCGAGAAACUGCUUACUGAGUGCAAAAUUUGAGAUAAAAAUUUCGGAUUUUGGUAUGUCAGACGACAAAGUUAUAGUUCAUGAUGACACACUAGAAAAGCUCCUGCUUGAACCUUUGAAAAAAACUGCAUUUAAAGAGCAUUUAAGAAAUUGGAGGUUCGAACACGAGGUGUUUCUUCAGAAAAUGUCUGUUCUAGGGGUGCUCGUGUGGGAGAUUUACGCCGAGGGUGCAGAACCUUAUCCCGGCUUGACAAGACUUCAAACAAGAGCUAAAAUUGUGGUACAAAAUUACAGAAUGGAAAUGCCGAGGGAUACACCAAAAAGCGUUGCAGAGGUAGUAUAUCAAUGUUGGGAAAGAGAUCCAGCUCGACGACCAGAAAUGUCGAAAAUUUUUCGAAUGUUAAAAGAAAUAGGAGAACGUUCGAAGGCUUAA
Messenger RNA from Strongylus vulgaris, 633 nucleotides. The record is from the annotation of a GenBank genome assembly. Lineage: Eukaryota; Metazoa; Nematoda; Chromadorea; Rhabditida; Strongylidae.